AUGGCUGUCGCGAUCCAAAACCCAACAUUCACUCGUCCCAGCAACCAUAGAGACAACGAGGAAACUCUUAGGGCCCCUGUGUGGCUACAGGCAUAUGGUCACAGUAGUAACUUCGAGGCUCCGAGUAGUACCAGCGGAGUGGAGCCUCAGCUGAAUAAUCAUUAUUAUGGGAUGCAUGACUCGCAGGAGGAUAGUCUCCUUGGAGUCAACAUGCAGAGCCGGACUAUGGCGUCCGCUAAUUCCAGUCAAGUUGCUCAAGACUUUAUCAGUAUCAUCAACGACACUGCAAUUGAUGAGGGGGAGCCGCCCACUGCAGAGGAUGACAUGACGGCCUCUCAAGCCACUGCGAUGAUCGAGGAGGUUCUGGCUAGUGGAGGGGAGUCGACUGGCACGGUCGAAGACAUGGUGCAAAGCUCGGAUAUCAUGGCCGGUUCAUUGGGAAGAACUGAAGGCUUCCAAAUGGCUGCCAGUGCAUGGACCCCUCUGUUGAACGUGGAGCAAAGCUACUGCAAGAUUCUCAUCACUCACAAGCAGGCUGGAGCCAUUAUUGGACAAAACGGCGCGGAAAUCGCUGCUUUGGAAAAG
Perkinsus marinus ATCC 50983 is the source of this 585-nucleotide messenger RNA. RefSeq lists its product as hypothetical. NCBI's taxonomy places the organism in Eukaryota, Perkinsozoa, Perkinsida, Perkinsidae. The record is from RefSeq and is a predicted model, not a curated record. The annotation marks the transcript as partial. The transcript is spliced from 4 exons.